ACUGCCGCUAGAGAGCAGCAAUACAUCAACUGAAACCUGGCUGAAACUCUAGCAACCUGCAAACAUGCAACAAGCUGCUGUUGUGUUUCUAAACCGGAUAUAUGCUUGUGGACAUUAAAUUGGAGGCUGAAUCUCGGAUAAUUCGAAAUUGAAAGCCACCAUUGACUAAUUUAAGUCGACUCAAACUCCUAUUACCCACCAGGUUUGAGGAAUCCCCUGAACCAGCUCAACUCCUCCUUUUGUGUGGUCGGGUCCGCCUCCUGUCAGCUGCAGCUGCAGCAGAUACCGGCUGCUCUCUCACAGACUGCACGCUUUCUCUGCACUCUAAAUGAUCCCGCGUUCACUGUGACAAUGGAAAAUAUGACCUCGCUUCAUAAAGCUUGAUCUUUCAGAUGAAGCCUCUGGAUGCGUCUCUGUAAUUUUGGAGCCAGGAGCAGGCUAUGAUUUUUUUGGCAGCUAAAUCAUUUCGUGACAGGCUGAGCCUGCUGAAAACUUUCAAAAUUAUUUCUUAAAUCGGUGCACUGUGAGCUCCACAGCAUGUAUAAGUUAUGCAUUGUCAUCGUGGGGUGCUGUGUGCUUUUUCCACGGGGCUCUGCAGCGCCAAUGACCGGGAUUGAAGAUCCCGGUUCACAAUAUGAGAUCAUUGCAGAGCAGGAUGACAGGCUGCAGGAGGGAACUGAUGACCAGGAGAGCAUCCUCUCAAAGCUGCUGGGUGAUUAUGACAAAGUGAAAGCCCUCUCGGAAGGCUCUGACUGUCGCUGUAAAUGUGUUGUCAGACCCCUGAGCAGGAGCGCCUGCAAACGGAUAGAAGAAGGGAGCGCCUCUGUGCAGGACUUCUUCACCGUGGAGACCAUCUCAUCCGGACCAGAGUGCAAGUGCGCCUGCGUCGCUCCACCAUCAGCUGUCAACCCGUGUGAGGGAGAGUUCAGGCUGCAAAAACUUAGGGAAGCUGGGAAAGAAAAUGUCAAGCUGUCCACCAUCCUGGAGCUGCUGGAGGGCUCCUUCUAUGGCAUGGAUCUACUCAAGUUGCACUCCGUAACGACCAAGCUUCUGAGUCGAGUGGAAACCAUAGAGAAGGUGGUGUCUCUGAACAAAACCAUGGAUGAAGUUAAGCCCCAGGAAAGCCCUCGGGUCCUGGAGGAUGUGACCGAACAACCACCCACCUCACCACCAAAGCGGCAUCAGGACACAAAGAGAGUUGGGGAGGUCAACGGGGCUGCAGUCUAUAGAAACCCUGAGGGAAAGUAUGAGGAGAAGUUUAUUGGGAAAAAUCCAUCCUUCCUAAAGACAGAUGGUUCUGCUCAGAUCAUUGAGGUCAGACCUCAGGUGACUCCGAAAAACGUGGCUAACAAGGAGGCGUCUCAGGUGUCGAAGACUGGCCCCAAUGGAAUGAUCAUCAGAGGGAUGACUUUCUAUAAAUCUGAGCCAGAUCCGAUGGUGGCAGAUGACGGGGAGCCUGGAGAGAACUUUUUUGAGUAUCAUGGAUUCAGUGGUGACGGCCCAGUUAACCUCUUCAUGGAGGAGAACCUUCUUCAACACAGAGUCCCUCGACCCAGAACAAGGGCGGGACCAAGAUCACCAAGACCAAAGAAGACAGGUCCUUCCCACAGUUCCAAGAAGGCUAGUGAAGUAACAGAAGACAAAGAAACUGAGCCCACUUCAGAAAACGACUUCAUCAGUGCCACCGGAACCAAAUCAUUGGAUGUGUCAAGAGAUAUACAAAGUGACACAUCAGUCACAUUUGGCCAAACAACAACAGACACUCCCCCUCUAACCACUCAAAGAGUCUCAGCUCUGAUCACUAAGUCACCAAUUCCUCUGAUGACUGAAUCAACCGCCACUCCUUUAUUCAUAACUGCCAAUGAAACAACCAAAGCUACAAUGAACACAACUCAGCCAUCUGGAGACACAACCACAACGGAAAUCCAACAAGCGAUUACAACAAGUACACAGCCAACCACAACGGAAACUUCAACUCUUGAGGUAAAAGACCAAAUACUAACCAUACCGAGCAGUCCUGAUGCUCAUUUAAGCACAUUUGCACCAAACCCAGCCACAGAACCUUCAACUAUAAGCCCAAUUUCCACUGUGGGCAUCACAACCGAAGCUGCCCUGACCACGACAGCUGCCUCCACCCAGGCUUCAACCACAACACCAGACCAAGGAACCACAUCUACCCUCUCUCCAGGCUCAACUCUGCAGCCAUCAACCCAAAAACUGAUCACUACUCCUCCCUACACCACACCUGAGACUACCUCUUCAAUAGCUACAACUGCAACUGCUUCCACCACCACUACUACCACCACCGCAACCACCACUAAAAUUACAACUACAACUACCACCAGGCAGGGCGCUCAAGUCAAACGGAAAUACAAGAUCAGCUGGGAAGAGGAAGGUGGGGAGGACAGGCAUCCAGUUCUUGAAGAGCCUAUGCAAAGGCAGGAGGAAUCUACACAAAGCAAAAAAGGGGAGUGUAAGGACACUUUGGCAACAAUCUCACAGCCAGUGACUCACAAUACUUACGGCAGGAGUGAAGGAGCAUGGAUGAAGGAUCCAAAGUCUGCCGAUGACAAAAUUUAUGUUACAAACUUACAUUAUGGAAAUAACCUGCUGGAGUUCCGUAACCUGGAGGUUUUCAAAGAAGGCCGAUUCACCAACUCAUACAAGCUUCCUUACCACUGGAUUGGAACAGGCCAUGUUGUCUACAAUGGGGCUUUUUACUACAACCGAGCCCUCUCCCGUGACAUCAUCAAGUAUGACCUGCGCCUGCGUUAUGUAGCCGCAUGGACCAUGCUGCAUGAUGUUCUGUUCGAAGAGUCCUCUGUACCGUGGGAAUGGCGCAGCCACUCAAACAUCGACUUUGCCGUGGAUGAGAGUGGCCUGUGGAUCAUAUACCCGGCGCUAGAUGAUGAGGGUUACUUGCAGGAAGUGGUUGUUCUGAGUCGACUGAACCCCUCAGACCUCAGCAUGCAGAGGGAGACCACCUGGAGAACCGGGCUCAGAAGACACUACUACGGGAACUGCUUUAUCGUGUGCGGCGUCUUGUACGCCGUGGACAGCCACAACAAGAAGGACGCCAUCCUGGAGUACGCCUUCGACACGCACACGAACACUCGGAUGAUUCCCAGAAUGCCCUUCACCAACAACUACACCUACACCACGCAGAUAGACUACAAUCCCAAAGAGGGGGUUUUAUAUGCAUGGGACAAUGGACACCAAGUCACAUAUGACAUUGAGUUUGCCUUAGUAGACCCUUAGUGAGGGUUCAACAGUAGUUAUUUUAAAGAGUUAAUACUAUGGUUUGAAUGGAUUGUAGAUCAGUCCACAUGGCCUUUAGUAUGGAGAUAAACAAGGGCCAAAUGUAUAAAUAUACUUCACUGUAUUAUGAGAAAACGUUUUUUUUUUUUUUAUUUUAAUUUUUACCUAAAAUAAAUAAGGAAUGAGCCUCUGCCAACAA
Notolabrus celidotus (New Zealand spotty) is the source of this 3457-nucleotide messenger RNA. RefSeq names its product olfactomedin-like 2Ba (gene olfml2ba). Gene Ontology annotation, biological process: signal transduction. NCBI's taxonomy places the organism in Eukaryota, Metazoa, Chordata, Actinopteri, Labriformes, Labridae. The coding region runs from base 538 to 3258 and encodes 906 amino acids. The record is from RefSeq and is a predicted model, not a curated record. The transcript has 8 exons.